Messenger RNA from Penicillium odoratum, 918 nucleotides. RefSeq names its product NmrA-like family protein. The coding region runs from base 1 to 918 and encodes 305 amino acids. The transcript has a single exon. NCBI's taxonomy places the organism in Eukaryota, Fungi, Ascomycota, Eurotiomycetes, Eurotiales, Aspergillaceae. The record is from RefSeq and is a predicted model, not a curated record.
AUGUCGACCGUCAUUGUAUUUGGGCCGACCGGCAACAUCGGUUCCGUCGCAGCCCGCACUGCUCAAGAGCAUGGAGCCAAGGUCAUCUUAGCCAUGCGUGACCUGAAGAAGACCAUACCGGGUCUGAGCUCACAGCAAGAGCAAGCUGGUGGUUUCGAAAGAGUCCAGGCCGAUUUGACGGAUGCCGAUUCCGUCGCUGCAGCGACCAAGAAAUCCGGAGCCAAGCGCGCCUUCAUUUACGCUGCUUUUGGUUCUUCAGACCACAUGAAGUCGACUCUUGAGGCUCUGAAAUCAUCUGGUAUUGAAUUUGUCGUCUUCCUGAGCAGUUACACCAUCUCAGGCGACCCCAAGGACGUCGAACCCAGUGAUCUCAUUCCUUAUAUUCACGCGCAGGUGGAACUCAACCUUGACGAAGUCUUUGGUGUGGAGAAAUAUGUUGCCGUGCGCCCUGGAGGUUUUGCCACAAAUCUUUUGCGCAACAAGAGUGACAUUCACUCUGGGGAGGUUAGGAUUUAUGCACCGAACUUCAAGCUCGAUUGCGUCACGCCUAGUGAUAUGGGUCGUGUCAGUGGAACUAUUCUUGCUCAGGGACCGAAGAAUGGUCAGCGAAAGGUCUAUAUCUAUGGUCCUCAGGUGAUCUCAAUGUCAGACGCCAUUCAAAUUGUUGCGAAGGUUCUGGGCAAGGCUGUUAAGAUUACUACUAUCAACGCGGAGGAGGCCCUGGAGCAACACCUUGGCCAUGGCAUGCCCAAGCCGCUGGCCGAGUAUAUGAUUCGGAGAUUCGGAACUGAUGACGAUGCCAAUGUUCCGCGUGCUCACUACGAGGAGGGUGUCCAGAAUGUGCAGCUUUACACUGGAACCCCUUCAACUGGGUUCGAGGAGUGGGUGACUGCGAACAAAGAUCUCUUCAACGCGUAA